AGAUUCCACUGCUCCAAAGAAAGAGAAAACAAACAAUGGCUUCUUCAUCCCUGUGCGCCUCUCCAAUUUCAAUUUCUUCUCGAAAUUACAGUAAUUUAAGGAAGAACAAAAAUGGCGCGAACGAGGCAAAGCUCCCGUCCUCCUCUCUAUUCUGCAGCUCUUCAUCCCUAAGUUUGUCCUCGAAGCAAACAACCACCCUACAAUUCUUCAACAACAACCGCGCGCCGCCGAUUUCCUCCACGCCGCGCACACUCACCGUCAUUUCCAUGGCUCCCCCAAAACCCGGUGGAAAACCUAAAAAAGUUGUUGGGGUGGUGAAGUUGGCUCUGGAGGCCGGGAAGGCAACACCGGCGCCGCCGGUGGGGCCGGCCUUGGGUGCUAAGGGUGUGAAUAUAGCUGCAUUUUGUAAGGACUACAAUGCUCGGACUGCCGAUAAGCCCGGUUACGUCAUUCCCGUCGAAAUUACUGUUUACGAUGAUAGAAGCUUUACCUUUAUAUUGAAGACUCCACCUGCUUCGGUUUUGUUGCUCAAAGCCGCCGGAGUGGAGAAAGGUUCUAAAGACCCUCAGUUGACCAAAGUUGGGAAGAUCACGGUUGACCAGCUGCGAGUAAUUGCACAGGAAAAAUUGCCGGAUCUGAAUUGUUCGAGUUUGGAGUCUGCAAUGAGAAUUAUAGCAGGCACUGCAGCAAAUAUGGGAAUCGACAUUGACCCUCCAAUACUCGAACGAAAAGUUAAAGUACUUAUCUAGGUCUCUAAAUUUUUCCGCUCCUUUUUUUUGUCUAUUUAAUUUAUUGCAUUUUGCCUUAAAAAAAUUGAAUGCAAGUAGUAUCUGGAGUUGCUCCAUUUCAUGAAGAAGUUUAUCCUGGCUCGGAAUUUUUAUUGCUGUAGAAAACCAAACAUAAAUCAUUGAAGAUUAUUGGAGUGUAAUCUAUAAAUUUAAUCAAGUGCAGUUGGCAAGCCCA
Erythranthe guttata (spotted monkey flower) is the source of this 963-nucleotide messenger RNA. RefSeq names its product plastid ribosomal protein l11 (gene PRPL11). The record is from RefSeq and is a predicted model, not a curated record. Gene Ontology annotation, biological process: translation. Gene Ontology annotation, cellular component: ribosome; cytosolic large ribosomal subunit. Lineage: Eukaryota; Viridiplantae; Streptophyta; Magnoliopsida; Lamiales; Phrymaceae. Gene Ontology annotation, molecular function: large ribosomal subunit rRNA binding; structural constituent of ribosome.